Messenger RNA from Exophiala dermatitidis NIH/UT8656, 2291 nucleotides. Its product is annotated as beta-lactamase. The record is from RefSeq and is a predicted model, not a curated record. The transcript is spliced from 2 exons. NCBI's taxonomy places the organism in Eukaryota, Fungi, Ascomycota, Eurotiomycetes, Chaetothyriales, Herpotrichiellaceae. The coding region runs from base 505 to 1770 and encodes 421 amino acids.
UGAACUACCAGGUGCUAUUACUACCUAGUUACCUAGGUACCUUCGGCUACGAAUAUUACAGCUUGAUGGAAGGUAGGUCAUAUGGCUGCAGCAUAGAACAAUGCCGCACGCCUGCUCGCCUCCUACCCGACACACAAGGGCCGGGGCCACCACGGCCAUACGAUGCGCCCCCUUCCAGGCGGCCAGGAAGGGAGGUCAGGUCACAAUGAUGUAGGUAGGUCUUCAAUCACUAUCGACAGCGUGCAGUGGCUCGAAGCGAUCGCUGUAAGGCCCAACCUGAACGCCAGGAAUGUCGACGUGUACGCCGUCCUUCCCCCCUCCUCAGCGUUCCAACCCUGGCUUCGCCAACCGAGGGUGGCUGGCUGUUCUAUCUCGCAAGUGGGACCAUGAUGGAAGUUCUCAAGUGCAAUGCGAAGAAAAAGAGAAGUCUACAUCCUACACACAGCAGCUGCUCUCCCCGUCACCUUCAAGUUGUGGACGCAUUGCACGACAUAACUCGACAUUAUGCGUACCGAGCAGCUUUUUGGGGAACUGGUGCCUGUGGUGCUAGUAUGGGGUUGGACUUUCAUCAUUAUGUCCUGUGGCUUCUUUGCCUAUGUACACGCGCACGACUCGCCUUUCCACCAAGAAUUUGAUGCAUGCGUUUCUGCGACUUUGGAAGAGUGGCGGAUCCCUGGACUUUCGGUUGCGGUAGUGGACAAGGACGGUAUAAUUCAUAGCAAGGCUUAUGGAUACUCUCAUCUAUAUCCCCCGGUCGCUGCCGACACUUCGACGUUAUAUUAUCUGGGAAGCUUGACAAAAUCCCUGACAGCUGCACUGACAGCGAUUGUCAUCGACGAAACACCCUCAAUCAGCUGGGACACUGCUAUGAGUAAGCUGCUCCCUGAUAUCUUCACCACCGAGGAUGACCAGAUUACUCCUCUCAUCACCAUUGAGUCUCUGUUGUCGCAUAGCUCAGGUCUACCGAGCCACGAGUCGUACUAUCUGGACCGAGAAAUUACCCCUUUCCUGCCACACCACCUUGUCCAAGAAGUUUGGCACUGGCCGCUUCACCACCGUCCUGGUCAGGUGUUCCAGUAUUGCAAUGCGGGAUAUGUUGCGGUAACACUGGCUCUUGAGCGACUGACCGGGUCUAGCUACGCGGAGCUCCUGGACUCAAAGCUCUUCAGGCCGUUGGGUAUGAAAAGCAGUCAUGCGUCGUUGCAAGCUGCCGGCUGCGACUUAUCCUCCUGCGUCCGCGGGGCGUCUUCCCAACAUGCUGAGACGGGGCUCCUGGCGCGUGGGUACAGGUGGCUCUUUGGUCAGUUAUUGCCAGUUCGCUGGGUCAAUGAACCUGCAGUGAGCGGGGCGGGUGCAAUAAUCGCGACCGCUUCUGACUAUGCGAGGUUCGUGCGCAGUAUGAUGUUUCGAGCAAACCCAAUCUCUCCAUCAGGCCAUCUGAACCUGACUGCGCCACGAAUCACGGUUUCGGAAAGCGCAUGGGCACCAUGGAACCCGCUUUCAACCGUGAAAUAUGCACUGGGAUGGGUCGUCACACGGUACCGUAACGAGACAGUAUACUCCCAUGUGGGCAGCAUCAACGGUUUUAGUUCCGUCGUCCUCUUCACGUCCGGACAUUCUCCCGUGGCCGUGGUCAUAUUGUCGAAUAACCAGCAAGGCCGGAACGGACUUCGGUGCCUGGCUUUCAGGCUGUUCUUAGAGGUCUCAGGAAUUGCACAGGAAAGUUACGCGACUUAUGAGCCCAAGGAACAUGAAGAAUUCUGCAUUUGAGACUAGACCAGCAGUUCUAUUGUGCGGUUAGCCCUGGCUCACAUGGCUCGGGGUCCUGCUGAUCGGUCUCCGAGGAGGAUGAUCAUGUCCUGGAGGGGGCAUGCUGGCUCGGCCAUUCGACUGGGCCAAUGUCAAAGCACUGUUUGAUGAGUCAGUUGAGGUGCCCUUGAUUCCCUGCCGGAGCUGGUAUAUGUGGCGGUGUAAGUAGCCAAUAUAGCGAGUUGUCAGAUGCCGCUGGCUGGAAUCUGCCGUCAGUUCCGAUACUCUCUCUGUUAUUGUGACAUACCUGAAGGUCAGGUGAGAGCGAUGGCUAGCUAUCUCGGUCGCCAGGCUGGUGGCUUGAGCCUUCUGUGACCACCACCACCUGAAUCCAACCCGGAGUCGAGUGACUGAAAACUGCCUGUUUGUUCGCACCGCCGCACCCACGGAGGCAGCUAGUUCUUGCUGGAACGUCGUUGCCUUCUCAUAUGUCUGGAACCCCUCAUGUAAUCGCCCCUUUACCAUAAGAAUCUCAUGAUCUG